Molecule: messenger RNA, 3057 nt
Organism: Bombina bombina (fire-bellied toad)
Lineage: Eukaryota; Metazoa; Chordata; Amphibia; Anura; Bombinatoridae
Gene: CCDC9
Product: coiled-coil domain containing 9
Exons: 16
Coding region: 166-2601 (811 amino acids)
Source: RefSeq, a predicted model, not a curated record
GGCGGAGCUAAGGGCGGAAGACGCAUGCUGCAGGGCACCGGAAGUGAGACUUUAGUAGGUGCAGUGAAGAUUUGCAGCUGUCAAAACACAGAAUCCGAAGUGAGGGGGGACUGAAAACUGUACACUUAUCAAAUCUAAACGCUUUCAAUAUCUCCUGAAACAAAUAUGGCGUCUGUUGUUGACCUGAAAUCAAAGGAGGAAAAAGAUGCAGAACUGGACCGUAAGAUUGAAGCUUUGAGGAAGAAGAAUGAGGCUCUUAUCAAGAGGCACAAGCUAAUUGAAGAGGAUCGCAAGAUGGCCGAACAAGAGGGCAUUGCAAUCACCGCUCAGAGGAAAGGCAAGCAGUCUGAGACCGAGCCCGACAAAGCCCGCAAGGAGAAGGAGAACAAAUCCAUCACAGUUGAAGCCGGGGAAAAGUGGGUUGCAACUGAAAGAAAAUCUCCUAGAUCUUCCCACCCGAUAAGCAACAUUGAAACAACACCAAAAAGUCCAACUCGGAGGGGCAGUGGUAGGACAAGAACAUUUUCAGGAGGGAGGUCACUCCAGAAGGAAGGGUCGGGGGAUGAAGAAAGAGUCUACCAAUCAGAGAGACCAACGAGAGGCCGCAGGAGCCACGGAACUGACCAACCGUUUAUGGGAGAUGAGGACCAACAUCAUCCAGAACGUCCAAUGCGUAGCAGGAGGAGCCUAGGUAUGGAUUCAAGGAGACCAGCAAGAGGAGCAGUAGAUGCGUCCACUCCAGAAAGAUGGGCGUCUUACACCAGAGGUGGCGGAAGAGGAGGUGGGACACCCGGAAGAGGAGGUGGGACACCCGGAAGAGGGGGUGGGACACCCGGAAGAGGGGAUGGGACACCCGGAAGAGGGGAUGGGACACCCGGAAGAGGGGAUGGGACACCCGGAAGAGGAGGUGGGACACCCGGAAGAGGAGGUGGGACACCCGGAAGAGGAGGUGGGACACCCGGCAGAGAAGGACCUGGGGGUGGAGUAGACGGUACUCCAGGACCUGACAGGAAAAUCAAGGAAUGGGAAGAAAAAAGGAAGAUAAACAUUGAGAAAAUGAAUGAAGAAAUGGAAAAAAUUGCAGAAUAUGAACGGAGUCAAAGAGAUGGGGUACGAGAGAAAAACCCCAUCAGGAAUUUCCUUGAUGACCCCAGGAGGUCUGGGCCAGUUCCAGACAUAGACAGAAAGGAGGGGAGCCGCAGGCACAACCGCAACUGGGGAGGGGCCGAUUUUGAUAAAGUUAAAACUGGAAUGGACAGAGAGAAGGAGACUCAUGUGAGGAGAGGCUCUCCACGGAACCAGCUUGACAUGACUUUGUCAAUGACGGGAAGGGAGCGGGCAGAGUACAUGCGCUGGAAGAAGGAACGGGAACAGAUAGAUCAGGAGAGGUUGGCGAGACACCGCAAUGCCACAGGUCAAUGGAAGCGAGAAUGGGACGUAGAGAAGACAGAGUCCAUGUUUAAGGAUGACGCCCCCAACCCACAAAUAGACGAUGAGCCAGCGGGCAGGCGAGACAAGGGAAAACGUGGUGCUCCCAAACCGCCCACCAUGGCAGAAUUCCUUUCAGAAAGUUUCUCCACUUCCAGGAAGAGGGGCCCUAACAGAAGCCGAGGGCAGAGCAAACCUUACAGCAUGCAUGACAGCCGCUGGGAGGAACCAGAGGAGCCGCAGGAAACCAAGGAAUCAACAGAUGGACAAGAAAAGGAGACCUGUGUAGAGAAAGUGGCCGAAACUAAAGUGGAGGAGCUUCCAAAAGAAUUAAAUGCCAAAGAGGUUGUAGAGGAAGCGGAUGUAGAGGAUGAAGAGGGUGAAUGGGAAAGCGCCAGUGAAGAGGAGGAAACAAAGUCUGGGGUGUCUCCAAAUCCACCCACAACUGAGGCAGAAGAAGCAGAGGAUGUAGAAGAUGAGGAUGGUGAAUGGGAAAGCGAAGAGGAGGUUGUAGUGAUUGGCUGUUCAGUUGAAGAACAAAAUCUAACUGUCACCCCCCAAUCCUCUAGAAAAGAGCAAAAACCUUUGCAAAAUGCAGAGACUCCCAAACCGACUACACCUCCGUCAAACACAGGAAGCCCAGAAGAUUCAAAAGUGGAAUCCUUCCCAACCACCCCUUUCUCCCCUGAUGGAUACCAACCAGUAUCUGAUUGGGGGGAAGAGAUGGAUCUUCUGUCCCCUCGAGAAAGCAGCAGUGAGGACAGCCCUCCUCAAGUGCCCAACAAAAGGGAGGCAGAAGUGAGGUCUAUAGCCGAUGUCUCUCUGACAGACCCUGUGUCAGAACCACAGUUAACAGAAGCUGACCAGAUUGCAGUUGAGUGUCCCCCUGAGGAUUUAACCUCGCAUUUGGUAUCGGAAUCUCAGGACAUCCCAGAACCCAAGCAAGAUGUGGCCCUACAAAAGGAACAGAGCGCUGAGAAAUGGACUGAAGAGGUCCCUAAAGAGAAACCUGAGACCUCUUCACUUACUCCAACUGAAGAAGACAAUAAACCUCAAGUUGAUGGAGUACAAGUUGAAGAAAAGUACCAAAUUGAGAAGGACAGCUUAGAGAAGGAAACCGUACUGAUCCUCACUGACUCUAAAACGCAGAAUGACGUUGCACCAUCAUCUUGAUCGCUUCAUCUGACAAUUAAGAUUGCCCAUCCGCUUGAAUGCCAUUCGCUUGUUUUGUAAGCUUCUCGUCCGCGACUCAAGUAUGAGAUUCCAUUGGCUGAGGAACUCUCGUGCUCAUAGAAACCAUGCUCCAUCUUGAGUGUAUCUAUAUCAAAAUGAGAAUGAAACAAAUGUUUUCUCUGACGCACAUGGAUAUUUUCUGUUGGUUGAUCAUAGAGCUUGUGCUGGUAUAUGGUGCAUGGGUAUGAUAUCUUCAGUUGCACAUCAAGACUAUUUUUAAUAACUAUAAGAUCUAUAUAAAGAUGAUAACCUUUAAGAUUGGAAAAUUUUGGACAAAUGACUGUGGCAAGAUCCGUGAAGGACAAUAGGAUAAGAUAUUUUGAGAGCCCUAUAUAGGUUUACAAGGCUUUAUUAUUAAUAUAUAAUUGUAAAGAUUUUUGUUAGUUGAAGGUUUUA